AUGACACUGGAAAGUCAACUGAAGGCGGGCAUACGGGCAUUCGACGUGAGGUGUCGUCUGGUGAACAAUGAAUGCGCCGUCUACCACCAGUUUGUCUCGCAGGAGAUCAACCUCGAUGAGGUACUGCAGAUCUGCGAGAGCUUCCUGAAAAUGUACCCCAGUGAGGUGGUUCUGCUGCGCGUGAAAGACAAAGAGAACUCGCCGAUUAAUUCUACUCAGAGCUUUGAGGACGUUUUUGUCGGUCGUUACUGGAACAAGUACCGAACUCUUCUCUGGCAGCCGAAAGAUAUUGAUUUGAGUCUCAGUCCGCCAAUUCCCAUCGGUGAUGUCCGUGGCAAGGUGGUCAUCCUGCAGUACUUCAAGUCAAGUAGGCUGUACAGUCUGCCCUUCAAGCACACCGAAACCACUCAAAGUCACUGGACGCAGUUUAGCCGCGCCACACUCUACCUUAAGUGGACCAUCAUCCGCGAACAUCUCCUCAAAACGAAUGACUCCUCCUCCAUCUACUUUGACCCGGGCCCCUUUGGCCUGGAGCUGUCCUUCUACACCAACUGGAUCUCCGGGGGGCUCACAGUGGAGCCCUUCUUUGUGGCCAGUGGGCACAUCGACUGGGGCACUGAUGGCCGCCGGCACACCUGCUACAAGGAGUACAGCUUUAUGACUGAGGAAGACUCGAAAAAAGUGUUCCCUGAAUUUCCUCGAUCACCACUGAAGAAGAACAGCCUGGGAUUGCACUACAGAAAUGUGUACUGUGAAGGCACCAACAUAAUGACAUAUGAAAAGCUGAAAGCAGAGCGCUUUCGCUUUGUGGGCAUCAUCUUUGCUGACUUUCCUGGUUGUGGUCUAAUUCAGGCAAUCAUUGAUAGUGUCAAUCAUUAA
Rhagoletis zephyria (snowberry fruit fly) is the source of this 879-nucleotide messenger RNA. The record is from RefSeq and is a predicted model, not a curated record. NCBI's taxonomy places the organism in Eukaryota, Metazoa, Arthropoda, Insecta, Diptera, Tephritidae.